This is a messenger RNA of Acanthocheilonema viteae, 348 nucleotides long. The record is from the annotation of a GenBank genome assembly. Lineage: Eukaryota; Metazoa; Nematoda; Chromadorea; Rhabditida; Onchocercidae.
AUGGCAAUUUGUCCAGUGUGUAAAGUUGAUAGCGUGAAGAAACGACUAACGUGGAGUGGUCUGUUACAUGGUGUACUAUGCUUUCCCUGUGGUAUCUAUUGCUGCAUAAAAAGUCGUGUAUGGUUCUGUCCACUGUGUACGAACGAGGUCAACUAUUCGGAUGGAAGACAACCAUCGUUUAGUCGGGACUAUCGCUGCUAUAGGACAUUUGAGAAAGUGGGCAAUAUUGGUGCUAAUGAUGGCCAGGAACAUAGUACUCCGAAAAGCCAAACUACUACGAGCUGUGGAAGGACAAUUUCUGACGGGAGCGAAUCUCUUAAUUCUACAACACCCGUGCUGAAGCAGUAA